This is a messenger RNA of Eupeodes corollae, 5925 nucleotides long. It is a transcript of the gene fd102C, whose product is annotated as protein fork head. Gene Ontology annotation, molecular function: RNA polymerase II cis-regulatory region sequence-specific DNA binding; DNA-binding transcription factor activity, RNA polymerase II-specific. Gene Ontology annotation, biological process: anatomical structure morphogenesis; regulation of transcription by RNA polymerase II; cell differentiation. The coding region runs from base 383 to 2401 and encodes 672 amino acids. The record is from RefSeq and is a predicted model, not a curated record. The transcript has a single exon. Lineage: Eukaryota; Metazoa; Arthropoda; Insecta; Diptera; Syrphidae.
CUUGGGCUAUUCUUUCAGUCGGAUAGCAUCCAUUAAUUGAUCAAUACAGCGGUUCGCGAUAAUGUUAUGUUCAUUUAUAUCUAUGUACAAAAAAAUAAAGUUUUGUGUCCCCAAAAUGAUUGUAUGAAUUAAUAACAAAAGAAAAAUAACAAACCUUCCUGCCGAAUCAUAGUUUUUUGUGUUUUAAUUGUUUACUGUGCAUGUUUGUUAAUAAAACAAAAAAAUAAAAUAUCUACAUUCCUAAUAAGAAAAAUUAUAUCUGAAUUGAAUUUUAAAUGUUUCAUUUUGUGUUAUUUGUGAUUUUUGCCGACGGCGACAGCCAUCAUAGCAUUUCGGUUUGUAAAAGUUAAUUUAAAUUUUUCAUUGAUGAACGCCAUCAACAAUGAAUUCAAAUGAACAACAAACAAACGGUGAAUUGAUUUUAAAAACCGAAGAAUACGAUAUUGACGACACCGGACAACCAUUAUCGCCUUAUCAAACGUCGUCAUCACCACCACCAGCAGCAUCCUUUAAUUGUGUUCAGUCUUUAGCGAGUGCAAAUCGCCUUGUGAAUUUAAAUAAUAAUUUAUCGAUAAAUUGUAACAACAAAGUCCCUUUGAAUAUAUCACCAAAGUUAGAACCGACUUAUAACUGUCAUCCUCCGCCGCCGCCAUCUUCACCCUCCCCAUUAGACAGGAUGCCUAUCGCAGCAUCAAUUGACAUGCAAUCAGCGGCAGGAACAACGCCUGGCCAGCAUUCAAUGUCGCCAUCUCUGCCGCCGCAACAAACGACAAAUGGAAAUAACUCAAACGACCAACUUUCAAAUACUCGCCGAAUGACAUCGAUUUUAGGUGGCUACGGCUUGGUUCCACCGAGUAUCCUAGGACCACUUGAACACUAUCGUUUGCAGCUUUACAGCUAUGCCAUGAACGUUGAACGAUUGCGUGCAGGGCCUCAACAGCAAUAUCCGGGACCACUGUAUUCGUCGGGCUAUCCGGGUUCAGCAGGAGGCCCCGUCGGAAGCGGACCUUAUAUCCCAACUAGAUUUGCCCUCUCAAUGGGACUGUUUCCUAAUCGAAUGUUUCAACCUGAGGAACCCAAACCACAGCACAGUUACAUUGGUUUGAUAGCAAUGGCAAUUCUCAGCUCACCCGAGUCCAAACUAGUCCUGUCGGACAUCUAUCAAUAUAUUCUCGAUAACUAUCCCUAUUUUCGAAGUAGAGGUCCUGGUUGGCGGAAUUCGAUACGCCAUAAUCUGUCAUUGAAUGAUUGUUUCAUUAAGGCUGGUCGUAGUGCAAAUGGUAAGGGGCACUAUUGGGCAGUUCAUCCGGCGAAUUUGGAUGAUUUUCGGAAGGGUGAUUUCCGUCGGCGCAAGGCUCAACGGAAGGUUCGUAAGCAUAUGGGUCUAGCAGUCGAUGAUGAAGGCACUGAUUCGCCGAGUCCACCACCGCUAGCAAUAACUCCACCGCCAAUGGCACCACCAACGCAUCCGGGAGUUUUGUUGGUGGGAAAUAGCCCGUACGGAAAUGUCCAUCAUUCAAAUCCUCAGCGUUAUCCGAAUCCCCUGACAUCCGUUAUCAUAAGUGGCGGAGUAAGUGAGACAUCUCAGACGACAACAACAGCCGCCGGAGUCAUAGCCAAUCUUUACUCACAAACCAGAAAACGCCAGUUUGAUGUGGCGUCGCUUUUGGCGCCCGACGACACUCCCGACCAUCAUCAGUACCAUCAUUUCCACCAUCAUAAUCUUCAUCAACAAUCACAGUAUAAAGGUCACCACCUGUCCUUGAUGAGCAAGCAGCGAAUUCCACUCACCGAAGACGAAGACAUCGAUGUUGUGGCUAGCGAUGUUGACGACGAACAGGAACACAUCCUCCGAGUUGAUGAAGAAUCAUAUCAUCAUCGUUCCCUAAGCAACAACAACAACAGUCACAAUCAUUCCAACCAUCAACAAGUCAGCAAUCAAUCCAAAGAUGCUGCGGGUUCUUCGUCCUUUAGCCCACCACUGGAUUUCAACAAUCGACCUGUUUAUCAACAGAAUUCGACCAGUCCCCACAAUCAUACUUCCGAAACAUCCUCCGCUGACAUUCAAAGCAAUAACAAUCAAAACUCCACUGCAGCCCAAUGGCAAGGACUAAUGCAACACUGGCCCAAUGAGUUUGGUACAGCGGCCGCAGCAGCUGCCGCCGCUGCAACCAUGGAUCCGCGAAUAUUCGGGCGUUACUAUAGUCAAUGCAUGGCGGCGGCAGCAGCGCGUCGUGUAGUUGGAGUUUUUCCGGCAGCAGCUGCCGCCGCCGCAGCAGCAGCUGUAAUUGGACAUCAGAAUCAAAAUUCAGCAAAUAAACAACAAUCAAACACUGCGGGGCAGCACCAUGUACCAACGUUACAACAAAAACAACAACAACAGCAGACCUAUGAGUGUUAAUCGAAUUUAAGUAUAACAAAAUUUAUAUCAUAAAGCUUUGUUUGCCAAUAAUUACUUAUUUAUUUUUCUAUUUAAAAAAAAAACAAUUACUUCAUUUGACAGAUAAAAUUAUUGUUUACAUAUUGACUGUCAAUUUUUAUUUAAAUCUACUUAAAUAUCGACUGUUGGUUUAUCAUUUACUGCAGUAGUUCAAUACAAUGGACACAAUUUUAUUGAUUUUACUUAAAAGUUUAGUCGACCGUUAGUAAUUAGUUUCUUUUUCCCUGACAGAUGAAUCUAAUAUUAAAUUUAAUAUAAAUUAAAAUAUUGUGUCGGCAGGGUUUCCUUUUCUUAUUGACCGUCCAGUUUUUAUCCUGAAAAGAAUUUGAAAAAAAACCUCUCAUUUCGACACAAACCAUUAGGAGACUUCUUGACGACCAAAAAAAAGCGACUUAGAUGCUAAAUACUGCAAAUGGAACUGUCAAAUAUUAACUGACUGAGGAAUAACACAAAUCACAUACAAAUUAUUUAAACACUUUCAUUAAAAUUAUCUUUUCAAGGCUUAAGGAUUUCGGUUAAAAUUUUGUUUUAAGCACAAAUAAUAAUUUGUGAUACUGACCGACAAAACUACAUUUUUUUUCUGUUGCACAAACAAAAUAAUACCUUUUCAAAGGAUUAAGAUGUCCUUAAUUCGAAUCCUGACUAUAAUUUUUUUUUUAAAUAUACCGCUUUAAAAAUGUUAAAAACAAUCAAGCUAUAAGUUUAAACUCAAAAUAUCUCUUAACAAUAUGAUGAUUUUCCAAAGUGCAAAUCUUUCUCUUUGAGAUACAAUUUGAAGCAUUUUAGUAUCUUACUUAGUUUUUUGAAAUUCUCAUUAGUUAUUUGAAUAUAUAUGAAGUUUCGAAAAAACUUGAAUUUGAUACUUUAAUGUACAUAUUUAGAAAAUACGUUUUGCACUUUAUUUUAAGUGCAAAUUUUAAAACCAAACUUUAAUUUUAACUGACCAAGUCUUAAGAAUAUCCGUUUUUAAUACUAUUUUUAUAUCUCAAUAUUGAUAUCUCAAAAACCGAACGUGAUACAUAAAUUGUGAAGUGUGAUUUAAAUUAAGGCCGUCAAAUCCCAUUGGGAAAGUGCAAUCUCAUUGCCAGUAAGAAAACCGUGUCGACCAGUGUUGUAAUCAUAUGAUCAUUUGUGAUUUAAGCUUAGUCCUUUAGUGUAUAGUUUUGGUUGAAUUAAUCAAGUCAAUUUCUUAACUCCAGUAUUGUUUUUGGAAUGUUAUAAAAUGCAAGUUCUAUAAAAACAAAAUCUAGUUCGUGCGUUAAGAACAAUUUAACGAGGUUUCAUCACCCAGAAUUGCAUAAAUUCUAGAAUAUGGUUUAGUGAGUAGUGCAAACUGUUAAGUGUUUUUACAAUUACAAACAUUUAAUUAAAAGGAAUGAUUUGAUUAAUAUUUUGUUCACUAUAUUGUUGUAAAUUAUAAUUAAUUGCUGUUAAAUUUGUUCUCGUAGUGUAAAUAUAAAAACGCAUUUAGAACUUAGAAAAAUUUCGAUUUGUUCUGGAGGAUAAAACGCCUUGAGAUUUCCUUCAUUCUGAUUUCCUUUCAAAAUUUGAAAUCGAAUAAUUCUUUGCUUUGUAUACGGAAAGAUAUUGAGUAGAUAAUUGUAAUUGUUUGCAAAACUUGACCUUAUAUUAAAAUUUUUACUAUGCAAAAAUCUGGUUGAAAAUAUUGGUGAUAUUUUGAACUUUUUUCCAAAUUUUUUUAAUUUACAACUUUUUAUUUUUUGUAACAUUCCAAACUUCUUCCGUCAAUGCAAAAGCCUUUCGGGAUCUUUUUCUUGGAAGUUCUGUUUCUACAAAGAAUAACAUUUUGCAUCUAAAAUUGAAAUUAAAAUUAAAAAUUGUAAUCAAAUAUUUAUUUACUUAAACAAAAAACUCAACAGUGGACAUUUUUUGUAUCCUUUUUAAAAGUGGUUUUUGUAAAAACAUUUAAUUGUUGGUUUUGCGAUGGCUUUAAAGAUAACCAUAAAGGGCCUUGCACAUGAGAGCAGACAACGAAUGAACGAAUGGACGAACAAACGUGAUUUUACACAUUUUAAAAAGUUAAUUUCAAACAAAAACACAUUUAAAUUAUAAGAAACCAAUUGGCAAUAAUGUUAGGAUAGUAAUAUUUGUAUUUUGUUCUCUAAAAUAAGUAUACUUUAUAAAAACAAUUUUGUAGUAACGAAUUGCACUGAGGUUGCUACGAACUGUCAAACUCUAUUCGCGUUCCACAUACCAUCCACACUGCAAGGAAUAAAUUGUUCGCGCUCAACAUAACCUCAAAAUUAUUCCACUCUUGUUUUGUUUUUAUGUGAAAGAUCAUGGCUAUAGAAAUAAAGCCCAUGUGAAAAAAUUCAAAAUAUGCGAACAUCCACAGUUCGUAGUUCGUCGCUCAUGUGCAAGAUGCUUAAAACAGUAUCCCAUGAGCACGGCCAAAGACCAACGAUUGAACGAAUAUUCGUCGAUUUUGACAUUUCUUUCACAUGAGAGUUUUUAAUUCGUCGCGAAUGAAGUUUGACUGUGACAAUUGUUUUUUGUUUGUGUUUUGUUUUGCAAACAAACGAUUGAGAAAAUGCGGUCGAAGCUUUAUUUGUUUAAAAAAAGUUAUUGGUGUCCUUUUUAAUAAACAAAACAAGAAAAAGAUUCCACGUGCAUCCAUUUAACUCAAAUCGGAAAACUGAAAAAGAAUAUGUUUACUUUAUUAGACACCACAUUCACCACUGAAACCAAAAUAAGAAUGAUUUUUUUGUAGGUUAAGUACGCGCGAUUAUUUCAUUCGUUGCGAUUGUGGAUAAUGUGGAACGCGAAAAAAGUUUGACAGUUCGUAUCAACUACAAUUUUUUCGCGACCAAUAAAUUUGUUUUCUUAAAUGUAUUAAUAUAUGAUAGUGAAAAGUAAAAGUAUAUGCAUCAUAAAUCAAAUAGGAACUAUAAUGCUAUCGUUUUGUUAAGAAUUUGUGUGGAAUAAUGUCUUCAAACUUAUAUAAACUCAAAUUUUGUAAUUCAUUCGUCGUUUGUUGGUCGCGCUCAUGUGAAUACUACUUAAGUUCACAGAAAACUUGAAUAAUAUACAAGUAUUCAAUUGUUUCAACCAACAACGUACUACAACGUACUACAUUCCUCACUUCAGGCAACGUCACAAUGCAGUAUUUCGUCACCUAAUUUAACUUUUUCAUUUAAUAUUUCGUCUAUCGAGAAUUUUACUAUUUUAACUUAGGCUUUUCUAAGAUAUUUUAUUUUUCACAACUUGGUAGAAAAUCUUUUUUUGUACCUAUGUCCUACUACUAGUUUCACUUUCAUUUAUUUAAAAAAAAAAAGCAACACAAAAAUGUCGAAUUAUUGUAAAAUGUAAAUCUCCGUUAAAAUUAAUUAUAGGCUUUUUAAUUUAUGUUUAAACUUUAAAUGAUAUAAUAGAGAAAAACCAAUAAAUUGUAAAAAAAAUCAUAAAUUAUUAAACAAAAUAAUAAAAUUUAGUUUUAAUUUUUGCAAAUAAAGAAAAAUAUUAUA